AUGGCGCCUGUAAACGUAAGACUCAACCCCCUCGGGGUCUUGAUUUUUGUCAUGGCGUUCUUGCUGGCAUUGUUAUAUCUAUUUGGUAUUCCGGAUUUCUUCAGGAGAGAACAAAGAGUUAGCAUGAAGGAGCUGUUAGCGGUCAGUAUUGAACUGGCUCAGAGAGGAGGACUGAAAGUGAAAGAGGUGCACCAACAACACAAACUGAGCGAGAAAGUCAAGGGGUUGACCAAGGAAGGUGCCAAGGAGAUGCUCACAAACGGGGACUUAGAAUCUCACAGGGCUAUUUUCUAUGGCUUUUCAAAAAUGUAUCCUGGAAUAAAGGUGGUGUCGGAAGAACAUGACAAUAGACCUGUUGACCUCAACCAAAUCUUGUCAGCGAAAACAAAGCUGGAUGAAAUUGAAGAUGUUAUCAAAAGCGACCAGUCAAUGACUGUCAGCCGGAUAGCCAUUUGGAUUGAUCCACUAGAUGCCACACAAGAGUAUACGGAAAGUCUCACUGAAUAUGUCACAACCAUGGUCUGUGUUGUUGUUGACGGGGAGCCAAAAAUUGGUGUUAUUAAUCGGCCAUUUACAGAUGAAACAGUUUGGGCUUGGGAUGGCUACGGUCAUUCUAAGAACCUGAAGCCAGCAGAGAUAGCAGAAAAUGGAAGUGUAGAGAAGCACAGCAUCAUUGUGUCCCGCAGUCAUAGUGGAGCUGUAGAACAGGUUGCCAAGAGUGCCCUAGGGGACACAGUACAGAUUAUUUCUGCCGGAGGUGCAGGCUACAAGACACUUGAGGUGAUUAAAGGCUCAGUCAAUGCCUACACACACGUGACACUCAUCAAGAAAUGGGACAUAUGCGCAGGAAAUGCCAUCCUUAACGCUGUCGGUGGCAAGAUGACCACUCUUGAUGGAGAUUAUAUUGAUUACUCCCCUUUGUUGGAUAAUAAAAACGAACGUGGCCUCCUGGCAACUGUCAACAGUAAAUUACAUUAUCUUUAUUUGGAAAAGAUUGGACAGAAAGCUAAAGAAUUGCUGGACAAACAGGCAAAAGACAAGCCAAAAGUAAAUCCAUUAUGA
Candidula unifasciata is the source of this 1062-nucleotide messenger RNA. The record is from the annotation of a GenBank genome assembly. NCBI's taxonomy places the organism in Eukaryota, Metazoa, Mollusca, Gastropoda, Stylommatophora, Geomitridae.